UCAGGAUGCUCUGCUGGAAAGUGGGGUGUUGGCUGUAUCCGUUCAUGCAGUGAUCAUUGUGUUGACCCUUCCAAAUGUGAUCGAAUUAUUGGAGUUUGUGAUGAAGGAUGUAAAUCUGGAUAUGUCAAUCAGAACUGUGAUAAAGGUAACAUAAUUUUGUGUAUCAUAUACAUGAAAUAACAAACAAGUCAAACAGAUAAAGAUCUGUCAUGAAAUUAUGAUGAAGUGAUUUUGGAAUUAGCUUAGAUUUCUAGCUUUAAAAAACAAAUUAGUGCAUUGAUUAACAGUUUUCUGAUCACAGUGUGCAAUUAUAUUUCAAGUUGGCAUUGUGGAGAGGAAAAUCCAGACAUAUUUAAGUGACAUAACCGAUUUUUUACUAGCAUAACUAUGUCUGAAAUAAUAAAGUAACUUAAGUUGAUACGUCUUUUUAUAAAUAGUUGAAGUAUAUACAUUGUUUUUACAGUUGUGAGCCAAAAGGUUUUUUUAAUUAAAAAAUUUGGAAAAAAUUAUAAUGAUUAAAAACUGAAAAUUAAUCUUUAAAAUUGUUAUUUUACUAUCAUUAUAUUGGUAUCUAAAAGUUCUAUAAUUUACAGCAUGUGAUGGCGGUCGUUUUGGCACCAACUGCUCUCAAAAUUGUUCAAUCAAUUGUGCCCACAACAAAUGUAACGUAACUGAUGGACAUUGUUUUAAUUGUAAACCUGGAUACACGGGAACAUUUUGCCAACAAAGUAAUUAUGUCCGCUAUUACUGCAUUGCUGAUUGAAUUUUUUCAAUUUAAUGUAUUUUUUUUUUUUUGUAAUAAUGUGUGUAUUGGAUUCUAAGCGAUGUUGAAAUAAAAAAGUUAAAAUAAAAUAUUAACAUUCCAAAAAAGUAAUCGAAUUUCUUUAAGCCGAAAUUGAACUUUAUAUGUCUAGGGUUUUUCAUUUCAAAUUAUGUUUGCUUUGGUAAUUUAAUUUCAUUAUUUUACGAUUUUUCAAAUGUAAAAUCUAUCAUAAAAAUAAAGUAAUGCAUAUCAUUUUCAUUUUUUUUAUAAAGCUAAAAACAAGUAAAGAAAUACGAAGUAUAUUGCAACAGUAAUUUAUAAAUAGUAUAUGUAUUGAACCAUAUGACACGUGUACUGUUUUAAAAUAUGUUCAAAAUAUAAGUAAUAGCAUUUUUUACGAUAAAUUAUAAAUUUGUAGCUGUCAUAUUUCAGAGUGUCCGCAAAACACAUACGGGCAAAACUGUUUACUAAAUUGUAGCGAAGAUUGCAUUGAGCGCAAGUGUGACCACGCGACCGGAAAUUGUGAUGAAUGCCCGCUUGGUACAACUGGACUGAAUUGUGAAAAGGGUAAACAAUUUAUUUGCAUUUCCAUGUGAUCAGCUCGAAAUAUUACUCGUGAUAAUAAUAAACCUUGUCUUUUGUCCUAAAUUAAAAUAUAGCAAUUCAAUAUUUUUUUUUAAUCAGUUAAAAUAGUUAAUACUUUAAACGUUUUUUUCUUUUAAAACAAAUCAUUUCUGAGCAGCAUGCAGUGAUGGACGUUAUGGACCGAUGUGCUCCAGACUCUGUUCAAAUGCGUGCAGAGACCAAAAAUGUAACCCAAGUCAUGGAACAUGUUACAGUUGUUAUCCUGGUUAUGGAGGUGAUUCAUGCCAAGAAGGUUAG
Molecule: messenger RNA, 1645 nt
Organism: Lymnaea stagnalis (great pond snail)
Lineage: Eukaryota; Metazoa; Mollusca; Gastropoda; Lymnaeidae
Source: the annotation of a GenBank genome assembly